Messenger RNA from Kluyveromyces marxianus DMKU3-1042, 879 nucleotides. It is a transcript of the gene BRX1, whose product is annotated as ribosome biogenesis protein BRX1. Bases 1 to 879 code for a protein of 292 amino acids. Gene Ontology annotation, biological process: ribosomal large subunit assembly; rRNA processing. The record is from RefSeq and is a predicted model, not a curated record. Gene Ontology annotation, molecular function: rRNA binding. The transcript has a single exon. Lineage: Eukaryota; Fungi; Ascomycota; Saccharomycetes; Saccharomycetales; Saccharomycetaceae. Gene Ontology annotation, cellular component: nucleolus.
AUGUCCAGUAUUUACAAGACUUUAUCUCGUAAAGAGAAGGAUGGCAAGAAGAGCAACAGUGGUAAUGAGAAACAGUUCAUGAACAAGCAGCGUACGCUACUUAUUUCUUCCAGAGGUGUGACGUAUAGACACCGUCACUUGAUCCAGGACUUGAACAGUUUGUUGCCACACUCCAGAAAGGAGCCUAAGCUAGAUACGAAGAAGGAUCUUGGGCAGUUGAAUGAAAUUGCUGAGUUGUACAACUGUAACAAUAUUAUUUUCUUCGAGGCCAGAAAGCACCAGGACUUGUACCUAUGGCUAUCAAAGCCUCCAAACGGGCCAACUAUCAAGUUUUACUUGCAAAACUUGCACACGAUGGACGAGCUAAACUUCACUGGUAACUGUUUGAAGGGUUCGAGACCAAUUUUGUCCUUUGAUGGGAGAUUCGACACGCAACCCCACUACCGUUUGAUCAAGGAGCUAUUCAUUCACAACUUUGGUGUGCCUCCACAAGCCAGGAAAAUGAAGCCAUUCAUCGACCAUGUGAUGUCGUUCAGCAUAGUAGACGAUAAGAUUUGGGUCAGAACGUAUGAGAUAUCGCACGAGGCCAGAAACACUGUUGAAUACGAGGAAAAAGAAGAGGACGAGACUUCGUUGGUCGAAAUAGGUCCUAGAUUCGUCAUGACCCCAAUUUUGAUCCUUGAAGGUUCGUUCGGUGGUCCAAAGAUCUACGAAAACAAGCAAUAUGUUUCUCCAAACGUCGUCAGAGCGCAAAUGAAGCAACAGGCUGCCAAUGCUGCCAGGACCAGAGCCGAGGCUGCUGCCGAGAGAAAGCUCAAGAAGAGGGAAAACGUCCUAGCUGUGGAUCCAUUGUCCAACGAUGCUUUGUUCAAGGAUUAA